GCAGUCCAGAGUGAUGUGGGAUUUCACACUCCCCGCCCCUCCCUGCUGUCCUUUAGGGAAAGGGGCGUGCCUGGGAGGCGGGCCUCACUGCCUAGCACAGGGGCGUGCACUGUACACCUGGAGGGGGAGAAACAGUUGGGAGAUGCCCCGGCCCAGGGCACCCUGAGGGGCAGGGGCACAUGCUGGUACUCAGACUGCACUGAGCCCGUGGGCCCGGGGCCUCACUGUGAGGGCCCCCCCACGCCCCCUGCAGCCACCCAGCCUGGCUCUGUGCCUGCAGCAGGCCCGGAGUGACAGGCCCCCUGGGGGCCGCUGGGGGCAGGCUGAGGCUAUUCUGGGGAGCUGGGUAGGGUUUCAGGUUUGUUUUGCCUGUGGGAGGCACCUUGGGAGCCGGGUGUGGCCCGCUCUGCACUGACCUUCAGCCGCUCCGUCUGGGGGGCACUCACGUCCGGUCGGUCAGUCGGGAGGAGCUGGGGUAGUCCUCAUGCCCAUCCGCCAGCUGGGGCCGAGGGGUGUUCCCUACCCGCCCGGCCAGGCCAGGCCAGGCCUGAGCUGCUAAUACCGGCUCCCUGCAGCCUGAUCCUCUUAGCCCUGACUUGGGGCCCUUCACCUGCUGCGUCAGCCCACGGAGGCCAGCACCGGUGGUCUGGGGGGUGGUGCGGUGAUGCCACUGCACACACCUGGGGAGCCCCAGCCAUGAGCAGCCCCCCCGCUUACCCUGGCAUCAGGGUCUCGGGGUGCUGGGCCCUUGGAGCAGAAGGCAGCAGCAAUGCAGAGUCCCUGGACAGGCUGCUGCCGCCCGUGGGCACGGGCCGCCCGCCCCGGAAGCGAACCACCAGCCAGUGCAAGUCGGAGCCGCCCCUGCUGCGCACGCGGAAACGCACCAUCUACACGGCGGGCCGGCCGCCCUGGUACAACGAGCACGGCACCCAGUCCAAGGAGGCCUUCGUCAUCGGCCUCGGAGGCGGCAGUGCGUCUGGGAAGACCACAGUGGCCAGGAUGAUCAUCGAGGCUCUGGACGUGCCCUGGGUGGUGCUGCUGUCCAUGGACUCCUUCUACAAGGUGCUGACCAAGCAGCAGCAGGACCAGGCUGCCCAGAACAAUUUCAACUUUGACCACCCGGACGCCUUUGACUUCGACCUCAUUGUGUCCACACUCAAGAAGCUUAAGCAGGGCAAGAGCGUCCAGGUGCCCAUCUACGACUUCACCAGCCACAGCCGCAAGAAGGACUGGAAAACGCUCUACGGCGCAAACGUUAUCAUCUUUGAGGGCAUCAUGGCCUUUGCCGACAAGACACUGCUGGAGCUCCUGGACAUGAAGAUCUUUGUGGACACGGACUCUGACAUCCGCCUGGUGCGGCGGCUGCGCCGGGACAUCAGUGAGCGUGGCCGGGACAUCGAGGGUGUCAUCAAGCAGUACAACAAGUUCGUCAAGCCCGCUUUUGACCAGUACAUCCAGCCCACCAUGCGCGUGGCUGACAUCGUGGUGCCUCGGGGGAGCGGGAACACGGUGGCCAUCGACCUGAUUGUGCAGCACGUACACAGCCAGCUGGAGGAGCGUGAACUCAGCGUCAGGGCCGCGCUGGCCUCGGCACACCAGUGCCACCCGCUGCCGCGCACGCUGAGUGUCCUCAAGAGCACGCCGCAGGUGCGGGGCAUGCACACCAUCAUCCGGGACAAGGAGACCAGCCGCGACGAGUUCAUCUUCUACUCCAAGAGGCUGAUGCGGCUGCUGAUCGAGCACGCGCUCUCCUUCCUGCCCUUCCAGGACUGCGUCGUGCAGACGCCCCAGGGCCACGACUACGCGGGCAAGUGCUACGCCGGCAAGCAGAUCACGGGUGUGUCCAUCCUACGGGCCGGGGAGACCAUGGAGCCUGCGCUGCGCGCCGUGUGCAAGGACGUGCGCAUCGGCACCAUCCUCAUCCAGACCAACCAGCUGACGGGGGAGCCGGAGCUCCACUACCUACGGCUGCCCAAGGACAUCAGCGAUGACCACGUGAUCCUGAUGGACUGCACGGUGUCCACGGGUGCUGCGGCCAUGAUGGCAGUCCGUGUGUUGCUGGACCAUGACGUGCCAGAGGACAAGAUCUUCCUGCUGUCCCUGCUCAUGGCAGAGAUGGGUGUCCACUCAGUGGCCUACGCGUUCCCGCGAGUACGGAUCAUCACCACAGCGGUGGACAAGCGUGUCAACGACCUGUUCCGCAUCAUCCCUGGCAUUGGGAACUUCGGAGACCGCUACUUUGGGACCGAUGCAGCCCCCGAGGGGAGUGACGAGGAGGAAGUGGUGGCGGCCAGUUAGGAGUGAGGCCUGGGACAUGGCAGGCACUGUAUAGUGACUCAUUAAAAGGUGU
Molecule: messenger RNA, 2350 nt
Organism: Sorex araneus (European shrew)
Lineage: Eukaryota; Metazoa; Chordata; Mammalia; Eulipotyphla; Soricidae
Gene: UCKL1
Product: uridine-cytidine kinase 1 like 1
Exons: 15
Coding region: 697-2298 (533 amino acids)
Cellular component (GO): cytoplasm
Molecular function (GO): ATP binding; kinase activity
Source: RefSeq, a predicted model, not a curated record